CGUUGCUUGAGCAAGUCUCGUCAGACGACUACCCCAGCGUCGACGCUCAGUCUCCGUGCACCCGGGCAGGUCCAAACGCUGCUCUACGCUCCUUCAAUCGCCCACUUAGCCAUUCCUUAUCCACUCCCCACCACCUGAAACUCCGCGCACGCCCGACCCGUGCAAUUGCUGGCACCCUGCCCCUGCUUCUAAAGCCCUAGUACUUGUCGUGCCGUUCUUAUCUGUACAAGCUCCAGCUCGUCACCCACGACCGACGAUCUCACGCAGGCUGCAAAUGACCCAGACGCAGACCAUGACCGCCGUCGGGCACCCAGCGAGCGCAGACGCGGACAACGCCUCCGACGCCUCCCUCACCACGAUUGUCCAGGCCGUAUUCGCGGACACCGUACGGUCCUCAGGCUCGCUCGAGUCCAACGGCAGCGCCUCCACAUCCAGCACCGCCCCGAGCGUCCCCUCGCUCGACACCUCCCACAGCACCGUCUCCGAGUCCUCGACGACCUCCCUCGCCUCGAGCAAGGCCCCCAGCCCGUGCCCCAGCAUCCUCCGCUCCAGCUCCGCCCCCCCACAAGACUUCCCCACCUCAUCCGCGUCCUCCUCCCCUAACGUUACGUUCGCGCCCCUCCCGCAGACCGAGCAGCGCAAGCGGCACCCGUCCCACCAGCUCGGCGUCGCCGCGCGCUCGCGGCUCCUCCGGCACCGCCGUAUGCUCCGCGAAGGCCGCGUCGACCCCGACGACCCCUCCUACCACCAGUACGGCCCCGGCAGCGGCAUCGCGGGCGGCAAGGGCGCUGUCGACACCUACGGCCCCGAUGGCGAAAACGUGCAGUCCCCCUCGGAGGGGCAUGGGGAGAUGGGAGAAGGAGAGGAAGGGUACCCGCGCAGGCGCCGCUCGCGUGCCCCGAGCGAGCCUCAGGAGGAUCCGCUGGUGGCGCUCGGGAGGCUGAUGAAGGGCGCUACGAAGACGCUCUGGAGGAGCCUGUCCAUGCGGGAUAUGCGCGUGCAGGAGAAGGAAGAAGGGCAAGCGGGACCGGACGGCGCAGAGCGGCAGGAGGGACGGCCCGCGAGCAGGUCGCGGAGGGAGAAACGGUCGGCUCCGCCGAGGGUCGGUGCGGUACAUCUCUUCGAGGACGACGAAGGGCGGCAUGUAUCGGACGAGGGAGGGGUGUGGGAGGAAGAGGUCUCCGGGGAGUCGUUGAAGAAGCUGCUCUCAAACCACCCGCUGCCUGCAGCCGACGCUGCGCACGACGCAGAACCGCACCCCCGCUACUCCGCGGAGUCCACCGACAGCGUCCGCACCACCACGGUAACCGUCACCGCUACGGCCCAAUCCUCGACGGCGAAGGCCCGAUGAUACGCGUCGUGUGCGUUCGUCGACCUGGCUCUUAGUGCGGUCGUUCACACUGCACCUACCCAUCCCACUACAUUUCAGAUCGGGAGCGUACCCCCAUCGCUUUCGGCGCCGCCCUCGUCUUCACCUUCGCCUCUACCUUCGACUUCGAAUCGGGUUCUCGCCACCAUCACACUAAGUACAUACGCAUGCACGCCGCACACGCACUACGGGACGACCCACUGACGCACACACCCACGCUCGAAGAACACGCUGGGACGGAAUUCGCCAUCGGAUUGCACAUCGUAGGAUCACUUCCUUAACAUCCUUUUAAUAUAUGCAACGGGUUACCACCAGGCCGAAGGAGAUGUAGGGGUAGGGAGAAGGGUGCGUUCACAUCGGGCGUUAGGUGUACACUGAGGUUCUCAGUACGCUCGACAGUAUCCUAGCAUCAGCAUUAGCACUGCAUAAUCGUAGUUAAUACCCUUGUUUGUCCAGCAUCACUGUUGCACAGCGUCUGCAACCGGACGUAGAUGAGC
This is a messenger RNA of Dichomitus squalens LYAD-421 SS1, 1866 nucleotides long. RefSeq lists its product as uncharacterized. The record is from RefSeq and is a predicted model, not a curated record. The transcript has a single exon. The coding region runs from base 275 to 1351 and encodes 358 amino acids. NCBI's taxonomy places the organism in Eukaryota, Fungi, Basidiomycota, Agaricomycetes, Polyporales, Polyporaceae.